Chelonus insularis is the source of this 447-nucleotide messenger RNA. RefSeq lists its product as uncharacterized. The record is from RefSeq and is a predicted model, not a curated record. Lineage: Eukaryota; Metazoa; Arthropoda; Insecta; Hymenoptera; Braconidae. Bases 1 to 447 code for a protein of 148 amino acids. The transcript has a single exon.
AUGAGUUACAAAGAAAAUAUGAAAGCUACUCCAGCUGAAAUGGUGUAUGGAACUACUCUAAGAUUACCGGGUGGAUUCUUUGUUACGAGCGAAGUGAAUCCUGAUCCAGAGAGAUUUUUGCAAAAGCAUGGUGAAUACAUGCAUGCCUUACGGCCGACGGCGACUGCACACCACUCAAGAUCUAAAAUGUUCAUUUUGAAAAGCUUAGAUACCUGUUCUCAUGUCUUCAUCCGCUCAGACCACGUGAAAGUACCUUUAGAACCGCCAUACUCUGGUCCCUUCAAGGUGGAAGACAGAAUAUCAGACCGUGUCUUCAAAAUAAAUGUAAAUGGUGAGAUUAAAACAAUUUCUAUUAACCGCCUUAAACUGGCAUUCAUCACCAAAACUGAUGACUUGUGCAAUGAAGGAGAUCCUCUUCCUGUCCAGCCACUGCGACCACAUCAUUGA